GGAGAGGUUUGAAAGAGAGGGAGGAGAGACAGGGUUCAGAUGAGAGAGUGAGUAAGAGAGCUUGCGAGACCAGCGAACAUCGGAGUGAAGAGAUCAGUAGGAAGAGAGAGCAGUGCUGGUGGAUUUCUGUUGCCGUUUUAGGUUUUUGCUUUGAAAUCUGUGCCUUCUUGUUGGAGAGUUCAACACAAAGAAAAAACGAAAGUAAAUUAAUGAUAAAGACUAUCAUUACAUAAGUAUUUACUCAAGUUUCUACUCAAAUUCUUCUUUCGACAAAAAGGGAAGCAGCUUUUUGUUUUCUCUGCAUUUGCUAACAGACUUCUGAUAUUUGCUCACUAUCACUCAAAGUGGAAGAGGGCUAGGUUUUGUGCACAGUUUUACCGGUGAGCUAUGGGGACGGUGAGUGAACUCUGUGCCUCCAGCUUUCAGGCAUUCCUGUGUCCCACGGUUUGCCCGCCCACUCCAGCAGUGCCGGGUGACCUGACGCCAGAGGAGAAGCAAGAGCUGGAGAACAUCAGGAGACGUAAACAGGAGCUGCUCGAGGACAUACAGCGGCUAAAGGAUGAGAUAGCAAAGGUGACGAAUGAGAUUGAAAGUCUUGGCUCCACUCAAGAAAGAAUAAACAUGCAGCGGAAUAAACAGAUGGCCAUGGGCCGCAAAAAAUUUAACAUGGAUCCCAAAAAGGGGAUUCAGUUCCUUAUGGAAAACGAAUUGCUGAAGAAAACUUGUGAAGAUAUUGCUCAAUUCCUCUACAAGGGUGAGGGCCUCAACAAGACAGCCAUCGGAGAUUAUCUGGGUGAAAGGGAUGAGUUCAAUAUUCAGGUUCUUCAUGCCUUUGUGGAGCUUCAUGAAUUUACAGACCUCAACCUUGUUCAGGCCCUCAGACAGUUCUUAUGGAGUUUCCGGUUACCGGGCGAGGCUCAGAAGAUUGAUCGUAUGAUGGAAGCCUUUGCCCAGCGUUACUGUCAAUGUAAUCCUGGUGUCUUUCAAUCCACAGAUACAUGUUACGUCCUCUCGUUCGCAAUUAUCAUGUUGAACACAAGCCUUCACAACCCUAAUGUGAAGGACAAGCCAUCUGCAGAGCGAUUCAUAUGCAUGAACAGGGGCAUCAAUGAUGGUGGAGAUCUGCCUGAAGACCUACUUAGGAACCUGUACGAGAGCAUUAAGAACGAACCCUUCAAAAUACCCGAAGAUGAUGGCAACGACCUCACACACACUUUCUUUAACCCAGAUCGUGAGGGCUGGCUGCUCAAACUGGGUGGACGGGUCAAAACGUGGAAGAGGAGAUGGUUCAUCUUGACUGACAACUGCCUCUAUUACUUUGAGUACACCACUGAUAAAGAGCCAAGAGGGAUCAUUCCUCUAGAAAAUCUCAGUAUUAGGGAAGUGGAAGACUCCAAAAAGCCAAAUUGCUUUGAACUCUUCAUCCCAGAUAAUAAGGAUCAGGUCAUUAAGGCAUGUAAGACUGAAGCAGAUGGACGGGUUGUGGAAGGCAACCAUACGUUCUACCGCAUCUCAGCCCCAACAACAGAAGAGAAAGAGGAGUGGAUUCAAAGCAUCAAGGCUGCCAUAAGCAGAGACCCCUUCUAUGAAAUGCUAACUGCCAGGAAGAAGAAAGCAUCAUCUAUGAAGAGACAGUAGAAUAUUUCAAUGUCAGGCUGCAUGGAUAUUUGCUUCAAGGCUGUGAAAAGGAUGUUUGUACAUGGACCUGGAAAAGGGGGAUGAGGUCUGGGAAAGGGACAAAUUCAAAACGAAAGCCAUAACUCUGGAUUGGUCAGAUUUUUCUCAGGAAUGCCCUCAAAUUUUGAACGUUUUCAGUGCAGUUGGUAGUCGGGAAACUUGUCUGACAUUUCUGUAAGUGUUUGGAGAGAACAUUAUCGAAUACUCGCAUAAUCAUCUCAAAUCAGCAGGUCUGACUGAAUGUGGCAUCUCAUUCACCUUUUUUAAGCUUACUAAUAUGACCGUUCCUUUUUGUGCUUUGAUACGUGUAAAAAUGCUAAAUGUGCAACUAUUUUUACACAGCUAUGUAAAUAUCUGGGAGGGAAUAUAAUUUCAGUGACCUUUGCUCUGUUUAUUAUUUUUCUGAUCUGGCAUGAUUUUUGUGGUUUUUCAUGUCUUUUCUUUGGCUAGACUUCUUUCACAAUAUACUGUCAAAUUUGCCAAAGUUUGUCUUUUUGUUUCACCCUGUUUUCUUCUCUGUCCUUGAUAUAGUUGACUCAAUGUUAGAUGGACAUUGCUGACGCAACUAAGUGAAUUUUGACUGCUUAUCUGAUUCAAGCAAUGAAUAUGUUUAAUUUUGAUACUGUUUAUUUGGCCUAAAAAAAUAUUUUAAGUAUUAAUUUGCAAUAUACACUCAUCUCAUGUGUGGCCUUGAAAGACUGAAGAGAAAAAAAAAAUCCAAAUACAUUUAAUUUAGUUUGAUUUAUAUUUAUGGAGUAAUGUUAAAGCUGUUACAUGUCAAAUAUUAAACUACUGAUUUAAGAGUUUAUUUUUCCUAUGUUCAAUAUUUUUUACUACAAACUAUGUGUUAAAUUCUUAACCUCACAUAAAA
This is a messenger RNA of Xyrauchen texanus (razorback sucker), 2548 nucleotides long. Its product is annotated as cytohesin-1-like. The transcript has 13 exons. NCBI's taxonomy places the organism in Eukaryota, Metazoa, Chordata, Actinopteri, Cypriniformes, Catostomidae. The record is from RefSeq and is a predicted model, not a curated record. Gene Ontology annotation, molecular function: guanyl-nucleotide exchange factor activity. Gene Ontology annotation, biological process: regulation of ARF protein signal transduction. Bases 388 to 1638 code for a protein of 416 amino acids.